Molecule: messenger RNA, 3278 nt
Organism: Phyllostomus discolor (pale spear-nosed bat)
Lineage: Eukaryota; Metazoa; Chordata; Mammalia; Chiroptera; Phyllostomidae
Gene: ZNF48
Product: zinc finger protein 48
Exons: 3
Coding region: 545-2485 (646 amino acids)
Biological process (GO): regulation of transcription by RNA polymerase II
Molecular function (GO): RNA polymerase II cis-regulatory region sequence-specific DNA binding; DNA-binding transcription factor activity, RNA polymerase II-specific
Source: RefSeq, a predicted model, not a curated record
CUGAGGUCUCUGCCGCCCUUUGUCUGCCUGGGUCUUUCCCCCGACCCCCUUCCCUGGGACCAUCUUUAGAUCUCUUUGUCUCUCCAGGUCUGGGUGUUUGGCAUUGUCAGCCGACUCCACAGGUCCACGCCGGUGGCCCAACACACCUACAACUAGGAACAGCCUUCGGCCCUCACUGCCCAGCUCCAGCCCAGGAGGCGCACGGUUAAUACCACUGAGUUGGCGCCGUCGUCCUGGGCUUAGAGUAGCCCUCCCCGUGGCACACGGCCACCCACCGACCACCGAGCUGAGGCGGACGGGUCGGCCCCUAACGGCGUGCAGCUCCUCCAGGUCCUAGAGCGGCUCGGUGCGGCCCAGCUCUUCCGCUUCCCGUCCCCGCCCCCGGCAGCAGCCCUAGGGACGCUUGGGGCCGAGACCCCCUCCCACCCCCGGUUGAACGCGGAGACCGCAUCCUAGAGCUGUCGGUGGCUCGGGCACCCAAGCCUCGCCAAGGAGCUCCGGAGAGCACGGGGUGGCGGAGCCGGAGGCGGCCGGGAGGUGAGGGAUGGCUGCGUGCCGGAAGGAGCAGCAGGGUGGCGUGCCGGUGAUGGAGCGCGCGGUGGAGCCGUGGGAUCCAGAUCUCCAUGGCCGGGAGGGAAGGGAGCAGCUGAGAGGUGCCCGAAUAGGUGAGAUCCGCGGCGAUGUGCCGCCUUGUGCAGGUCUAGAGGGUGAGCAUGUGGAGAUGUCUCAGACGGAUGAGUUUGAACAUACCCCACAGGAGGAUGACUUGGCAUUCAAGGAAGAAGAAGAUUUGGCCUCAGGUCAUGAAAUAGGAAAUGCCUCUCUCAAACCCCAAGGCAUCCAGACAUGGGAUGACUUGUGGGUCCAGAGAGAGGCUCCAGGGAAACCUCAGGCUCGAGACAGAGGCUCCCGGCUCCUGGGAGAAUCACGCUGGGGCCAGGCUAGUGAUCGGGCUGCUGUGUGUGGCGAAUGUGGCAAAAGCUUUCGGCAGAUGUCGGAUUUGGUGAAACAUCAGCGGACACACACAGGGGAGAAACCCUACAAGUGUGGGGUCUGCGGCAAGGGCUUUGGGGAUAGCUCUGCCCGUAUCAAACAUCAGCGAACUCAUAGUGGUGAGAAGCCCUACAGAGCUCGACUGCCAGCGCAGGGUCCUCCAAAGAUUCCUCGGUCCAGGAUCCCUGCUGGCGAGCGCCCCACUAUCUGCGGUGAAUGUGGCAAGAGCUUCCGGCAGAGUUCUGACUUGGUGAAACACCAGCGAACACACACGGGUGAAAAGCCCUACAAGUGUGGCAUCUGUGGCAAGGGCUUUGGUGACAGUUCUGCCCGCAUAAAGCACCAGCGGACACACCGUGGGGAGCAGCCCCCCCGGCCCAUGGUGCCCGGGCGGCAGCCCUCUCAUGCAGCCACAGCAGCUGCACAGGGACCGAAAGCCCAGGACAAGCCAUAUAUUUGCACUGAUUGUGGCAAAAGAUUUGUGCUUAGCUGCAGCCUUCUGAGCCACCAGCGUAGUCAUCUGGGACCCAAACCUUUUGGCUGUGAUGUAUGUGGAAAGGAAUUUGCCCGGGGCUCAGACUUGGUGAAGCACCUGCGGGUGCACACAGGAGAGAAGCCCUAUCUCUGCCCUGAAUGUGGCAAGGGCUUUGCUGACAGCUCUGCCAGGGUCAAGCACCUCCGCACCCACAGUGGCGAGAGGCCACACGCCUGCCCGGAGUGUGACUGCACCUUCAGCCUCAGCUCCACCCUUCUCCGCCACCGCCUGACUCACAUGGAGCCCCAGGACUUCAGCUUCCCAGGCUACCCCCUGGCUCCCCUGAUCCCCAGCCCACCGCCCAGCUCAAGUCCACCCCCACCUCCUCUUGGUACCAAUCCCCCACUAACACCUCGAAGCCCUUCACACUCAGGUGAUGGGCCUUUUGGGCUGCCUGGCUUGGAGCCACAGGCUGGGGAGCCACCCCCACCACUAACAGGUGACAAGCCCCACAAGUGCCCUGAGUGUGGCAAGGGCUUCCGCCGAAGCUCGGACCUGGUGAAACACCAUCGUGUGCACACGGGGGAGAAACCCUACCUCUGCCCUGAAUGCGGCAAGGGUUUUGCUGACAGCUCAGCCCGAGUCAAACAUCUCCGCACCCACCGAGGUGAACAGGCUCGGCCACUACCACCAUCCACGCUCCUGAGGCCAUAUAACUCCCCAGGCCCAGCCCCCAUGGCCCCUCGACCCCGAGUCCGGGCCCAGCCCUCUGGACUCAGCCAGCCCCAUGUGUGUAGCUUCUGUGGGAAGGAGUUCCCCCGGAGCUCAGAUCUAGUCAAACACAGGCGCACACACACUGGGGAGAAGCCAUACAAGUGUGCAGAGUGUGGCAAAGGUUUUGGUGACAGUUCUGCCCGUAUCAAACACCAGCGUGGGCACCUGGUCCUGAGGCCCUUUGGGACUGGGGAUGGUCUGGCGAGGUCCGUCAAGGAGGAGCCACCAACAGGACUGGAAUGAUGGGGUACAGGGAGGGUGGAGGCCCAGGAAAUCCAAGGGGUGGCACUUGCCUAAGUAGGGAAGAAAGGGCCUGGGAGGUGGUGGGAGGGAGAAGGAAAGCAGGUGGGAGGGGAAGAAAUGGGAGAAAGGAGUGAAUAGAUGGAGAUUGGAGACAAUGACCUUGAAGCUCAGGAAACUGUCCCAGCUGGGCUCAGUAAGGGCCUUGCCAGUGUGGUUUAUACCCCCAGCUUCUAGAACACUGCCUAGUACACAGUAGGUACUCAAUAAAUACUUGUUGAAUUAAUAAACUGGUCUUAACCUAAGGGCCCUUAAAGAACCCUAAAUUUCUGCUGCGUCUUAAUCUGUGAAGAACUGGUCCCUCCCAACCUUGUCCCAGAAGACCAGCAUCCUGAUCCAUGGUUUGUUUGACCCUUAUGAGCUGCAAAAAAGACUUGGAAUUCAGGGUGACAGAAUUAGGCAGGGGCAUCUCGAUCAUCCUUCUGAUGAGAGUAUUGAUGUAUGGCAGGCUGUACCCAGCCUCAGGCCACUGGACAUGGUCUUAGCCAGGAAGGGAACUCUUGGUCAGAGGCCAGACCUACCUGCCCUAGGGGCCCUGACACCUGGACACUGGCACAAUAGACCAGAGACAGCAGAAGGCACACUACUCUGUUCUACAUGCUAAGCCCAGGUCCUGGUGCACAUCAGCAGAGAGAAAGUGAGAGGGCAGGACUGGAGUAAGGAGAAGCCAGGGAAGCUCCAAGGCCAGACAGCCACAUCAUGUGUCUCCUUGCCAAUAAACUGCUUCUUGUCUGAG